GAAAAAACCCCAAAAGUACUCCCGUGUUUUUUGGGUACCAUUCAGUCUUGGGGCUUCAACUAUUUCCAUUGAUCAAGCCGCACCGCCCCAACAAGUAAUGUAAAGGAAGAAAUCAACCCAGGCAAUGAUGGCAGCGGUGGCUGAUGGUAUGGCGGCGGCGGCGCAGUUUUUGGCCAUGCAGAACCCGCCACAGCCGCAACAGGCGCCACCUGUACAGGCCAUACAGGAGGACCAGCAGGCUACUCCUCCGACGCCACCACCAGCGCCGCAACAGGAGCCUGUGGCGCCAACACCACCUCCACCUCCGGAAGGCAAAUGGACGUGGAGUCCAGCGCCGGCGCAGGAGCAUGUGGCGCCAACACCACCUCCACCUCCGGAAGGCAAAUGGACGUGGAGUCCAGCGCCGGCGCAGGAGCAUGUGGCGCCAACACCACAUCCACCUCCGGAAGGCAAAUGGAUGUGGAGUCCAGCGCCACAGAUGCCGCCACCACCACCACUUCAGGCGCCACCGCCAAAAGAGGUGGUGUUUGAGAAGGUGUUGGUGGAGCCGGAGGCCCAGGCUGCCAUCCCCCGUUGGCCCCCAUAACUGUGCCGCCGCGGCCAUCAGCAGGACGUAGGCGUCCUGUCGCUCCUCGGGAGCGGCCAGGGCGCCCAUAUCCAGCACUGGGAACGCCCCGUCUUCCGUUGCCUAACAAUGAUAUCGAAGUGUCUCAGUGGCCACAGCUCCCCACAAGGGAACUGCAGAGGCACUUCGAUGGCGAUGGAAGGCAAUGGACGACGGUGCCUUUCCAGUACUGGAUGUGCUGGCAGAAAUGCGGUCAUCCGUUUAGAGCCAGGCGCCACACCUGCUUGGCCUCGUCCCUGACGUAUUCUUGCCCCUACAGUUCCACUGUGAAGAACCCUAGUGGGCACAGGGCAAAGUGCGAAGGGGACGGGGUCACGGUUUACUUGCCGGAUGGCCCACAUGCCACCCUGCGGCGACAUUGGGCGGGCAUAAACAACGGGGAGGUGCAGCAGCCUUCGAGGGAGUCGUCAAUGUCCCCCACGGCGCGGGAACUAAGCGAAGGGAUUAAUGCCUUGCUAUCCUUCCCUGAACGUAAGUAAAUGACAUUGGAGGCUCCCGAGCGGCCACGCCGGACUGAUUGCGGAUGCAGGUAAUGUUUAAAUCAUAGUUGGAGCUGCUUAAAUAUUAAAGCAUUUAAUAUUAUUUUAAAAGUAAAUACUAAUACAUUUUCUUUACCCUGCGGCAACACUGGGCGGAGCUGAACAAAGGGGUGAUGCAGCCGCCUGCUUCCAGGGAGUCCUCGAUGUCCCCCCAGUCGCGGGAGGUCAGUGGGGGAUCAAUUUAUUGCAAAUCCUAGUGUCUAGCUUGCUGGACAAAAUAGUUCAGCAAGUCUAGGGCGUUUGAAUCCAACUUUAUGUUUAUGAAUUAA
Molecule: messenger RNA, 1433 nt
Organism: Drosophila subpulchrella
Lineage: Eukaryota; Metazoa; Arthropoda; Insecta; Diptera; Drosophilidae
Product: leucine-rich repeat extensin-like protein 3
Exons: 4
Coding region: 125-586 (153 amino acids)
Source: RefSeq, a predicted model, not a curated record